This is a messenger RNA of Phaethon lepturus (White-tailed tropicbird), 801 nucleotides long. It is a transcript of the gene ORC5, whose product is annotated as origin recognition complex, subunit 5. The coding region runs from base 76 to 801 and encodes 241 amino acids. The record is from RefSeq and is a predicted model, not a curated record. Gene Ontology annotation, molecular function: DNA replication origin binding. Gene Ontology annotation, cellular component: nuclear origin of replication recognition complex; nucleus. Gene Ontology annotation, biological process: DNA replication; DNA replication initiation. NCBI's taxonomy places the organism in Eukaryota, Metazoa, Chordata, Aves, Phaethontiformes, Phaethontidae. The transcript is spliced from 6 exons.
AGAUCACUUCAUUUCCUUUCUCUGCACCUCAAAUUGGACAUGUGUGUUUAGGUGACUAACAACAGGAGCACCAAAAUGCCUAAUCUUGAACAUCCAGCAUACCCAGCAGCUACGCUGCUUCACUUGGAAAGCUUGGUGCCUUGUCGAGAAUCGCAAGUGUCCAUGCUGCUGUCAAUAUUUGGAGAGCGUCAGCAGUUUAGUUUUCCAUCCAUCUUUAUUUAUGGGCAUACAUCUAGUGGAAAGACCUAUGUGAUGCAAACUCUUCUAAACACCUUAAAGCUUCCUCAUGUGUUUGUGAACUGUGUGGAAUACUUCACUUCACGACUUCUUUUAGAAGAAAUUCUAAUCCAGUUGCAAAGCUGUUCUGAGACAGAACAGACUUCUUGUGUGCCUUGCGAUACUUUCAAUGACUUUGUACGUCUAUUUAAACAAGCUGUUGCAAGUCAAGAGCUUCAAGAUCAAACAUUAUACAUUGUACUGGAUAGAGCAGAGCAGCUGAGGGAAAUGGAAGCAAACAUCCUGCCAGCAUUUCUUAGGCUUCAAGAGUUGACUGACAGAAAUGUGACAGUUGUCCUGCUCAGUGAAAUAGUAUGGGAACUGUUCCGUCCAAAUACUGGAUGCUUUGAGCCAUUCACCUUGUAUUUUCCCGAUUACAGCAUAGGACACCUGCAGAAGAUCUUGUCUCAGAAUCAUCCCGCAGAAUAUUCUGCGGAUUUCUAUGCUGCAUAUAUCAAUAUUCUACUUGGUGUCUUCUAUAUGGUCUGUAGGGACCUGAAAGAACUUCAGCAUCUGGUGAGAUGA